CACUGAUAUAAUCUUCAUUGAUUCUGUAAUGAAAAAUCUCAGUUAUGCACAAUGUCACAUCUGCAGUGCUGAGAUUGAUAUAACUCUAUAUCACAGCAUUAUCAAGUACACGCGCCCUAUUCCUUUCAGGCUGCAGUACAAUCUUUGUUGAGCGCACAAAGCAAAGGCGGUCAAUGAUGAAUGGUUGAAGCAUGGCUACCCUGCAAUUGACUGGAACGCACUUAAAGACCGUCUCCUUUUACCAUAACCUUGAAUAUUACGGACCAAAAGCAGCUGAUAUUCUUGGAGAAGAAAUUGCAUAUCUUUUUACAAGUGAUCUCAGAGAGGCCGCUAUACAGAAGAGUCUUGUUCAAAAGUGUGGGAUUGCAAUGUAUAUUCUGAAGAUGCUUGUGCCUGAAGUUCUGACAAAAUUUGUCGCAGAAGAUAUGAUGAUAGAUGAUGAUAAGACAAGAUCAAUACUAGAGCAGAGCAACAGGAUUGGAGAGUGUUUGAAUAAUUCCGAAUAGCUUUUUCUUUCAUUUGUAAUUCAGAGGGUUUAUUUUGCGCGAUAGUUUUUCCCAGUCAAUGAAGAGGUGGUGCUGCCGUUUCCCCCAAAGUGGCAAUUUGCGGAGUGAUUUGCCGAUCCGUUGGUCGCUCCAAGUACUCCGUAGCGAAA
Messenger RNA from Blastomyces gilchristii SLH14081, 655 nucleotides. RefSeq lists its product as uncharacterized. Lineage: Eukaryota; Fungi; Ascomycota; Eurotiomycetes; Onygenales; Ajellomycetaceae. The transcript has 2 exons. The record is from RefSeq and is a predicted model, not a curated record. The coding region runs from base 192 to 506 and encodes 104 amino acids.